This is a messenger RNA of Acaulospora colombiana, 1144 nucleotides long. NCBI's taxonomy places the organism in Eukaryota, Fungi, Glomeromycota, Glomeromycetes, Diversisporales, Acaulosporaceae. The record is from the annotation of a GenBank genome assembly.
GUUCAACGACCAUCACCAAAGCUAUCGUCCAUCGUCUAUCAAAUGGUCAAAUCCAACAAGUAAAUCUGGUAUAUACCUAUGUCUUCUCCUCGGUAUAUCAAGAGGUAGACUUUAUUUGGCCCGAGGAGAUUUAUAGUGGCAACUGCAUGUCAGGAUGCAGCGGCAAGCAGAUCAAAUCCAAGAAUCAAUACAAGAGGGAGAAAGCUAAGCUCAAAAAAGCUGCUGGAUCCAAGGACAAUGGAGCGGUUGUGAGAAUCCACAUGCUCUUGUGGCCAUAUCAUGCUUACGGUUUUCUUCAGGAUACAAACGGGAUGAAGAAAGAGGAUUCAGAAGAUGAGAAGAUGGAUUCAGCUGAGGAUGUCGAGUAUGUCAUGGAAUCAUUUGACAUGAAAGACUCGAUGGAAAACUUCUCAAAUGUAUUUGCGCGUUUUAAACCAUUAGCUGAAGAGACUACGGGAGAAGUCAUCUAUUCCGAUGAUGACAUGCCUUCCGAAGGCGAAGACAGUGACGGAGAGAAGAAACCUCUUUCGAAGAAGAAGCAACGAAAAGCUAAUAGGCUCACCGUCGCCGAGUUGAAGCAACUGGUCACUCGUCCAGAAGUUGUCGACUGGUGGGAUCCCUCCGCUGCAGAUCCAAGAUUGUUGAUAGCACUUAAAUCUUAUCGUAAUACCGUUCCUAUACCACAACACUGGAACCAAAAACGCGACUAUCUUCAAGGGAAACGAGGAAUUGAAAAGCCUCCAUUCCAACUACCUGCCUAUAUUGCCGACACUGGAAUUGCCACAAUACGAGAAGCUGUAAAAGAGAAGGAAGCGAGUAUGACUCUCAAAGCUAAAACAAGAGAACGGGUGCAACCAAAGAUGGGUAAAGUAGAUAUUGAUUAUCAAAGGCUGCACGACGCAUUCUUCAAGCAUAUGACAAAGCCACCCACUACUGGUUUCGGUGAGAUGUAUUAUGAAGGCAAAGAAUUCGAGACGUCUCUCAAGGAGAAGCGCCCCGGAGAUCUAUCACCUGAACUUAUCGAAGCAUUGUCUAUACCCCCAUUAGCACCACCUCCAUGGUUGAUUAGCAUGCAGCGGUUUGGUCCACCACCUAGCUACCCUACAUUGCGGAUACCAGGGUUGAACGCGCCGAUACCUUCGGG